This is a messenger RNA of Prunus mume (Japanese apricot), 932 nucleotides long. NCBI's taxonomy places the organism in Eukaryota, Viridiplantae, Streptophyta, Magnoliopsida, Rosales, Rosaceae. The record is from RefSeq and is a predicted model, not a curated record.
UAUCUCACCCUCGCUAAUGGAGGUGGACUGGCUGAGUUUGUCACAGCUAGUGAGAGCUUGACAGUUGCCAGGCCACCUGAAGUUUCAGCAGCUCAAGGUGCAGGCUUACCUAUUGCCGGUCUCACAGCUCUCCAGGCUCUCACCCAAGCUGCAGGGCUUAAUCUCGACGGAAGUGGCCAGAAAAAGAACAUCUUGAUUACUGCUGCCUCUGGUGGUGUGGGUCAUUAUGCAGUCCAACUAGCAAAGCUCGGAAACACUCAUGUUACAGCCACAUGCGGUGCUCGUAAUAUUGAAUUUAUCAAGAGCUUGGGGGCAGAUGAGGUUCUUGACUACAAGACCCCAGAAGGAGCAGCUCUGAAUAGCCCAUCUGGUAGGAAAUAUGACGUCGCUGUCCAUUGUGCAAUAACGGGCAUUCCCUGGUCAACUUUCAAGCCUAAUUUGAGCGCCAACGGGAAGGUUAUAAACAUUACUCCUGGUCCAAGUACCUGGGCUGCUAUUGCUCAGAACACACUCACCUUCUCCAAGAAGCAGCUGGUGCCACUGCUCUUGUGGGCUGAGAGUGAGAACCUUGAUUAUCUUGUCAAGUUAGUGAAGGAAGGAAAGCUCAAGACAGUGAUCGACUCUAAGCACCCUCUAAGCAAGGCUGAAGAUGCUUGGGCUAAGAGUAUUGAUGGACAUGCAACUGGGAAGAUAAUUGUGGAGCCUUAAGUAGAAAACUAUAGUGGGAUAUAAACUUCAUGUCUCUAAUGGGAGUCGUUCGUUUUUUGGUCGAAAUAAUGGAAGUCGUUUGAUACAGAUGGUUAUGUGCAAUUAAUGGGGUAAUUACAAUUUUGGUUCGUUGGGAUUUGAUGGAUAUGAUAGAGAGGUUAGAAUGGGGUGGCUUUGUCUUUUUCUUUUUUCUUUUUUUAAUUUUAUAUAUUUGAUUUAAAAAA